Messenger RNA from Guyanagaster necrorhizus, 804 nucleotides. Its product is annotated as 5-formyltetrahydrofolate cyclo-ligase. The coding region runs from base 36 to 671 and encodes 211 amino acids. NCBI's taxonomy places the organism in Eukaryota, Fungi, Basidiomycota, Agaricomycetes, Agaricales, Physalacriaceae. Gene Ontology annotation, biological process: tetrahydrofolate interconversion; folic acid-containing compound biosynthetic process. Gene Ontology annotation, cellular component: mitochondrion. The record is from RefSeq and is a predicted model, not a curated record. Gene Ontology annotation, molecular function: 5-formyltetrahydrofolate cyclo-ligase activity. The transcript has 7 exons.
CUCACUCGUCCUUACAAUACUCUCAUCAGUACGCGAUGGUAUCCGCGAACGUUGUCCUCAAGGCGGAGAAGAGAACUAUGCGGAAAGCUCUUUCCUCUACUUUGAAAACCAUUUCUCCUGCAAUCAUUGAGAAGCAAUCAAAGGCUGUUGCAGAUCGUGUACUGCUUCUUGACGCCUUUCGAAAAAGUAAAACAAUCAGCUGCUAUCUCAGCAUGCCAACGAUGGAGCUGGACACGUCCAUGUUGGUUCAGGAAAUUGUGCGCUCAAACAAAACCUUAUUUGUUCCUAAAAUAUCAUCAGAUGACAGCAUGGAUUUUCUGGAAAUUCAUGGUGCGGAUGAUAUCAAGUCGCUACCAAGCAGCUUAUGGGGCAUUCGAGAGCCUGGACCCACCUGGAAUGGGUUUCCCAGAAGAAAUGCAUUAGACGCGGCCUGCGAUGACUUGGACGUGAUUUUGGUUCCCGGUGUCGCUUUCGAUAGGACGCUAUCUCGUCUGGGCCAUGGAAAAGGGUAUUAUGAUAGAUAUAUCUCUGAGUAUGAGGCCAGUGGAAGGCCACGCCCUUUGCUAGUGGCCUUGGCGCUGCAGGAACAAGUACUGGACUCCAUUCUCCCCAUUGAUGACCAUGAUCAGAAAAUGGAUAUGAUUGUGACGCCUGCAGAAAUUAUCUACUAAUGCAGCGAGCGACCGGAAAGCAAAGCAUCUACCACGGAAAGGGUUCGCAGAGCUAUGCAUAGUUGAAGAUUAUCUACGAGGACAGACACAGACCUGAGAUCGAUACAUGCGUGUAAUGGGCACGGUCAACGAG